Eriocheir sinensis (Chinese mitten crab) is the source of this 899-nucleotide messenger RNA. RefSeq names its product 40S ribosomal protein S6-like (gene RpS6). Gene Ontology annotation, cellular component: ribosome. Gene Ontology annotation, biological process: translation. Lineage: Eukaryota; Metazoa; Arthropoda; Malacostraca; Decapoda; Varunidae. Bases 137 to 877 code for a protein of 246 amino acids. The transcript is spliced from 5 exons. Gene Ontology annotation, molecular function: structural constituent of ribosome. The record is from RefSeq and is a predicted model, not a curated record.
CAAUAGUUAUACGUCAGAAACCGGUAAAUACUAUGCUCUGGGUACGAUAAUCUGGCAACGGUACGCUGGGCCCGCUCUCCCUUGCUCGGGACGGCCUUUCCGAGGGUGAACAAGACGUGGGAGGCAGCGUGCGGCCAUGAAGUUGAACGUGUCCUACCCCGCCACGGGGUGCCAGAAGCUCUUUGAGUUUGAUGAUGAGAAGAAGGUUCGCAUCUUCAAUGAGAAGCGUAUGGGCCAGGAGGUGGAGUCCGACACCCUGGGCGAUGAAUGGAAGGGCUACGUCCUGCGCAUCACUGGCGGCAAUGACAAGCAGGGCUUCCCCAUGAAGCAGGGCGUCCUCACCAACAACCGUGUGCGUCUGCUGCUGUCUAAGGGCCACUCGUGCUACCGUCCCCGCCGCACCGGUGAGCGCAAGAGGAAGUCUGUGCGCGGCUGCAUCGUGGACUCCAACCUGUCUGUGUUGGCCCUUGUCAUCGUCAAGAAGGGAGAUGGGGAGAUCCCUGGGCUGACCGACGGCUCCGUGCCCCGCCGCCUGGGCCCCAAGCGUGCCUCCAAGAUCCGCAAGCUGUUCAACCUGAGCAAGCAGGACGAUGUGCGUCAGUAUGUGAUCAAGCGCCCCCUCGCCGGCAAGGAGGGGAAGAAACCCAAGACCAAGGCACCCAAGAUCCAGCGCCUCAUCACCCCCGUGGUGCUGCAGCGUAAGAGACACAAGAAGGCCCUGAAGAGGCAGCGUGCCGUCAAGAACAAGGAGGAGAAGGCUGACUACGCCAAGCUGCUGGCCGUUAGGCAGAAGGAGGCCAAGGAGAAGAGGCAGGAGGAGAUCCGUCGCCGCCGCUCCUCCAUGCGAGACUCCAAGUCCUCUGAGAAGUCUAAAUAAGCCAAUAAAGCCUUAGGUUAAU